UGCGCUGAGAGAGUAGUAGUAUAACAGUGCAAGGGAGUAUCUGUGGUUGUUGUUGUGGACCUCCUUACAGCGCCCAGGCUUUAACCAUGCUGGACUGCAGUGAUUACGUUGUAGAUUCAAGAAUGAGCAAUUCGACAGAAGCUAGUAAACCUUCAGUGGAGAAUGGGGAUGGGAACACAGGUGCGCAGACAAAUGGUCUGGAUUUUCCGAAACAGCCUGUGCCAGCAGGGGCACCAAUCAGCGCAGCCCAGGCUCAAGCAUUUUUAGGGCAGCUCCACCAGUCUAAGACCGCUGAAGAAUCCGGUGAUACCCACCCAGCAAGUCAGCCUUCCCAGCAGCCUCCAGUGCAGGCAGCUAUCCCGCAGACGCAGCUCAUGCUUGCAGGUGGACAGAUUAUGGGGCUGACUUUGACACCAGCACAGCAGCAGCUGCUGCUACAGCAAGCACAAGCUCAACUGCUUGCAGCUGCUGUGCAGCACUCCGCCACUCAACAUAAUGCUGCUGGAGCUACCAUUUCUGCCUCAGCAGCAACACCAGUGACACAGAUUCCCUUGUCACAGCCCAUCCAAAUUGCACAGGACCUUCAGCAGCUUCAGCAUCUCCAUCAGCAAAAUUUGAACCUGCAACAGUUUGUAUUGGUGCAGCCAGGACACCCAAUCGCAACCAGUCUGCAACCUGCCCAGUUCAUCAUCUCACAGACACCACAGGGGCAGCAGGGUCUUCUUCAAGCGCAGAACCUUAUAACGCAACUACCUCAGCAAAGCCAUGCUAGCCUCCUGCAUUCUCAGCCAAGUAUUACCCUCACCACACAGGCAGCAACCCCAACACGCACAAUAGCAGCAACUCCUAUUCAGCCACUUCCACAGAGCCAGUCAACACCAAAGCGAGUUGACACCCCCAGCUUAGAGGAACCCAGUGACCUUGAGGAGCUAGAGCAGUUUGCCAAAACAUUUAAACAGCGAAGAAUCAAACUUGGAUUCACUCAGGGUGAUGUUGGGCAAGCCAUGGGAAAACUUUACGGAAAUGACUUUAGCCAAACUACUAUUUCCCGUUUUGAAGCCUUGAAUCUUAGCUUUAAGAACAUGUGCAAAUUAAAACCACUGCUUGAAAAAUGGCUCAAUGAUGCAGAGAAUUUAACUGUAGAUACGACACUAACAUGUCCAAACUCCAUGAACUCCCCAGGACUGGGAUUGGAGGGUCUCAGUCGUAGGAGGAAGAAACGAACCAGCAUUGAGACAAACAUACGAGUGGCCUUAGAAAAGAGUUUCUUGGAGAACCCAAAACCUACAUCAGAUGAGAUCACUAUGAUUGCUGAUCAACUGAACAUGGAAAAGGAGGUGAUCCGUGUUUGGUUCUGUAAUCGACGCCAGAAGGAGAAAAGGAUCAAUCCACCAAGUAGUACCAUCAGCAGUACACCUAUCAAAGCAAUUUUUCCAUCCUCAACUACACUGGUGGCUACCAAUCCUGGCCUUGUGACAAGUAGUGCAGCUACUACAUUGACAGUAAAUCCAGUGCUCCCACUAACGAGUUCUGCUGUAACAAGCCUCAAUACAACAGGUUCAACUGUUUCAGGAACAACCUCCACAAACACAGCAACUGUAAUAGCUACAGCGCCGGCAGCUACUUCAACAGUGACAUCACCAUCCAUAAGCCCUUCACCUUCUGCUGCAGCUUCUACCACAGAGGCCUCUACUGCAAGUGAAACAAGUACCACGCAGAGCACCACAGCUGGAGUUACUUCCCCAGUGGCAACAAGCCAGUUGAUGGUGACAGCUUCAGGACUGCAGGCUGCUGCGGCACUUCAGGGAGCUGCACUUCCUGCAAACGCAGGCCUUGCUGCUAUGGCUGCUGCAGCAGGGCUGGGUCCAGGUCUGAUUUCACCCUCACAGUUUGCAGCUGGAGGUGCCUUAUUUAGUCUGAAUCCAGGGACACUAAGCAGUGCGCUCAGCCCUGCUGCUCUGAUGAGCAACAGCACACUGGCAACUAUACAAGCGCUUUCUAGUGGGACUCUUCCAAUAACAUCCCUGGAUGCAAGUGGAAAUCUUAUAUUUGCCAAUGCUAAUGCUGGAGGAACUCCUAAUAUUGUAACUGCUCCACUCUUUCUUAACCCUCAGAACCUUUCGCUGCUCACCAGCAAUCCUGUCAGUUUGAUAUCUGCAGCAGCUGCCUCAGCUGGAGCCUCUGGACAGACAGCCAAUCUGCACAUAACCUCUUCAAAUGCAGACACUAUUCAAAAUGCUCUCCUUACUGUAGCAUCUGCCAGUGGAUCUGCUUCUACCACCACUACUGCCUCCAAGGCCCAGUAAAUUGCAGACUCUACUGGAUCAGCAGAUUUUGAACUUUGUGGUGAAUUAGCUGCUUCCAUUGGAAAAGGAAAGAUGAGACUUUUGCCUAAUUUUAUAAUUCAUAGUUCUCUUUCAGGAUUGCUUCAUUAAUCGGAGACAUUUCUAACCAAAAAUACUAUUUAUCAGUAGAAGUAACAGUUUAAGGUUUGCUAGCAAAAAUUAGGAAGGGUUUCCUGUUUUCAUUUUACCUUUCUAGUUUUUUUAACAUUUGUUUUAAUAGGUCUGUUGUACAGGCCUUUUGUUUAAUACAAGGUGUUUAUAUCAUGUGUAAUAUAGCUUUGGGCUUUUUUCUUGACAGGUGCAGUUUAGGCAGGCCUGUACUACUUGUGUAACUUUUAUAGCUGGUUUGGUUAUGUUUGGGGCUCUGGUUCUUAGAGGAAUUAGUUUUGUCUGUCUUUUUUUAUUUUCUGGGAACACUGAUUUAUGCAGCAUUUGUACAAUACAGAUUGUGCUUGUAUUUUUGUUUUAUAUGGGAGGGGAAUUGAUAACCAAAGGUGAUAGAGGUUUGAAGUUUGAAACUUAAGGAGUGUGCAAAGACCAGAGAGAAAAAGGUAGUUGAGUGCAAUUUGAAAAGCUGCUUCUCUCUUUGUGAACUGAAAAAAAAUUGGCCAGUGGUGGAUGAAAAGAUAAAUACUGGCCUACGAGUUUAGAAAUCAUUGAAAUUGGUAGGUAUGCAUUUUUUUCUAUCCUGUUCAUGUAAACUUUGAAGCAGUCAUUUCAGCAGCCACUGUAGACAUGGGUGUCAGAUGUUCUGUGGUCCUUUUUUGUUUCAUAUGUGGGAGUGCGACUGUGUGUGUGUAUAGGGGCUGUGACUGGCUGAUCAGGUGAAAUCCUUACAUAUGUUUGCUUUAUGGUGAGCUAUCUUUAGAAAUGCUACCCCCACCAAACCCUUGAUUACAUACAUUUGCAUCUACCUUCCUACAAGGCUGCCAGAUAUAAAGUUGUUGUUUGGGUAAAUGAGCAAAUGCGACACUUAGAACUACAGUUUGUUGAAAUGAGCAAAGCCUUCUUCCACAGUCAUUGUAAAAGAUUUGGGAACUAGGUUUUUACCUUUUACAGCCUUGGUCCUUAAGUUUAAUUAGUUACUUGAAAUGUCUGUACCUAGUAUGUAACCAGAAUAUUUUUCUUUGAGAAUAUUGGAAGUUCCCCUAUUCUUUAGUAGGCAAUAUCUCUUAAGGGUGCUCAUAGAAAAAAAUAAGUUGUUAGCACAGCUUCAUAAUUUGAUAUUUUGGGGAUAGUUGGUUAAAAAAAUUCAUUUUAAUAAAACUUUAGUCCCAUUUGAACAUUUUUCUCUUCCGUUUUUUCAGUUAACCCAUAAGCUAGUCUUCCCUGAAUGAUUAUAGCUGAAUUAUUUUUAGUUGUAUUCAUAAAGGACCAUCUGUAAACUACCCUCACCCAAGCAACAUCAUGGUUUGCCAUAGCAUACAUACAUGUACAACCUUUAAAAUUUGCUGGCAAUGAGCUUACCCACAAAUGUAUUGGAUCUCUGUCCCAUGCAGAAUGGCUUGUAUUCCAUUGUAUUAUUUUGUGGCAGAAAUGCCUCCUUUGCAAUUACAGUUGAUCAAGUAGCCUGUAGACUAAUCCCAAGUUGCAGCCGUAGGAUGGUGACAUUCCAUUGUUACUCUUCCAAAACAAGUACAUGGCUGGCACUGUGAAGCAUGAAUGCUUUUGAAUAUCUAAUUCUGAAAUAGCACAGAUUUGUGUGCUGUGUGAAUCUAGUGUUAACUGAACUGAAGGAAGGAGCACGCUAGUUUGUCCCAUUGUGUUUUUUCUGUUAUACUAGUGAAUAGAUCAUGCUUUGAACAGGUAGUUAAAAUAGGCAUGAAUUUGAGGUGGAAUUCUGAACUGGAUUAUGAUGCUCCUAUUGUUAUAUUAAUAUGCUUUUGACAUUUUAUUGAAAGAUCAGAAUCUGAAUUUCAUCUCUCGUGCUGUUUGCCAAGUUGCAUAGAUUGAUUGUCAGAGUGAGUCAAGUAAAUGUGCAUGACUGCAAAAUUUCAGUUCCCCUUUAAAGCAGGAAGUAGAAAGAGCAUGCAUUCAGCUAAUUUGCGUUUCUGGCUUGAUGUUAUCAUCUAGAGGAGUGUGGUAGGUUAACUUUUUUUUUUAAUCGUAAUUGUACUCUUAUUUUGCAGGCAUAUUUGAGUUUAACUUGAUUACUGAAUAUUCAAUGCUUUAAUAAGAGUAGCAGUACAGUAAGUGUGUAUUUUUUUGUUUUGCUUUGUUUUUGUGCAGUUGGUGUCAUAAGUUUAGGUUAGUUAACACAUUUUUACUGGUUCAUUUACUGAGAAUGGUUAAGGUUCCCCCCUCAUUUUACCCCCCUCACCCAAGUAAGUUUGAAAAUAAUUUAACUAUUAGCAAAAGAAAUAAGCAUCAUUUGGUUUAACUGUUAUCAGGGACCAUUCUGUUCUUACCCUUGAAUUUUUCAUAUGGUUAGAACAUGUAUCAUAAAAUUUAUGACGACGUCAUAAUGUCUGCAGUAAGCGACUGCAGUAUCACAAGUUAAGAGAGUAAGACAUCAAGUUCAUCAUUAUAAUUGAGGGUUGGUAAAAUAAUGAUAUUAAUAUAGAUGUCCACAUUGCUAAAGCCAUAACAUUAAAACUAGAUUGGUUCUCUCACUAGUUAGCCAUGACAUGGAUGAUCAUGAUUUCAGAAUUUGGGUUCUUUAACCCCCACUACAUCCUCAUAAAUGCAUAAACAAUUUUGCUGAAGUUAUUUAGUAAGUAAUAACCUAUUGGCAUUAGUUGGGGGGGGGGGGGUAAUGUACCAAACCACCUAUGCACUCCCUUACCUAGUAUAACAUUCUCAGAAGCGUGAAGUUUGAAAUUUUUCUGAAAUGAUCCAUCCAUGAAUUGUGACUCAAUGUAAUGUGUGCAUAUCCGUAGUGGCACACUAUUCUCUACAGAUUGCUGCUGCUGUUCUUGUCAGAUGAUGUAUAGGAGACAUUCCCAGGCUUUUUAGAACCAUGCCUGAAUUUCAGCAGUACUGAUAUUUCAGCUAAAGGCAGGCAUGUUAGCUUCACUACCACAGUGUGUAACUGUUUUGCCACAGGUAGUACUCUGCAGAUGUUUAUUUUAAUUUAUACAUUUAACUAAGUAAGCCCAUUAGGCACUAGAGGUUUCAGGGGCAGCCUGACAGCACUGUCUAGUUAAAUGUUAAUGAUCUGCCGUAAUCUGACCUUUUGGUCUGGCAGGCGCUAAGAUUUAAACUUAGAAUCCUGCAGUGAGAUGUUGACAGAUGUGAAGAUAUUGUCAGAACUGGAACUGGUAGGGGCACUUAACCUCACCUCAUUCCUCAGUGCCGUGAGUCUUCUUGUUGAAUUUUGAUAGAAAGUUAGUGUAGUCUUCCAUGGCAGAUCCAUGUCUUUGCUCAUUUAAAGGUAGGAUGGCUAAGGUUCCUAAUAACAUUAACAUGAAAAAUGGACACAUUUCAUUUUAUUCAGCCUUCAAAAUUGGUUUCAUAAGUUGUACAAUUUUGUCUUAACUUGUACUUAAACAUGUUGAAGUAAGUUUAUUGGUCUUUGGACUUAUUGCCCUUUGAUCUACAUAGGUGCUUGUCAUUCACCAGUAGUCCUGUGUUUUGUUUCCCAGCCCAUUCUUGUUUUGUUCUUGGGUCCAAGGCAGUUUGUAAUGACAAAGCAUUGUCUGUCAGUUUUGUGCCCUUUAGGAAAAAGGAGGAUUGCAAUCUCAUGCCUUCUGUUUUAGAAAUUGUUCUUGUAACUUGUUUAGAAAUCUGAGUGAUCAGCUACAUUGCCCACAUGACCAGAUAACAAACCUUGCUUAGAAAAGACUAGUACACUAAUAUGGAUUUAUUGAAUGGCCUUAAUACUAUCUUGCCAUGCUGUGUAGGCUGUUUAGUUGUUAACAUGACCUGUACUGUUUGAUGAUGUGAAUAUACAGACUAUGAGCUUGUUUUGAAGGGACUGAAUGUGAGGGUACAUGGUGUCUUGGUUUUUGAGGUUCUCAGUCCUACUUGGGAUGUUAUUGUUCAUCCAUAGUAAACACAUUAACUAUUAGGGAUUUGCCAGUAUACAGAUGUACUUCAAAGCAUCCAAUAAGUUAAGAGCCACAAAGUAUUUUCCACACUAUUACUAGUUGCAUUCUUCAACAGUAUUCUAAUGAAAAGCUUCAUAAGCUUUUAUUAAAGCCAUGACUCAAAUAAAUUGAUGCUACACUAUGGUGACGUCACCUUCGUGGUAACGUGAAAUGCAUCCAUAGACUUUAAUGGACACACUGAUGCAGCCAUUAAAGUUUAUGAAUGCAUCUCAUGCUUAUCCUGUGCUGAUGUCACGGAGGUUAAAGUUCCUUGUUUUCAUCAGCAUACAGAAAAUAUUUUUCAAAAGUGUUAUUUUUAUACUGAAAAAAAAAUGUCAAUAUUAGCAGUUUGUGCACCAUAUGUGGUGCACAGGUGAAAUUUUCACUGGCAGAUCUCUUUAAAAUUAACUAAGAAAGAAGAUGCAUCUUUUCUCACUUAUACAGAAAAAAAAAACAUAGUCUCCUCCAGACCACCAGAGAUGCAGCAAUAAUAUUCCAGAUGCCAUUACCUGUUUUUUUUAACAAGGAUAAUGCAGUAAUGAUCCAUUUCAAGUCAUUGCCCUGAGCAUAUAAAGCCAAAAAUGCAGUCAGUACAGACUAUACAUCAGAGAGUGCAUCUAAGAAUUUAUGCAGUACCAUUUUAUUUAUAGUUCAUUAGGUUCAUAGGUAGGUACUAGGCUAUCUGCCCGAGGGCAUUUAUAAGCCCUAGCCAGUGUGUCAGCUUUCUCCAUCCCAUUGAUUAAUUAACUGAGCCUCUGUCAAGAAGAGCCAAUGAAGUGAUCCCAGGGGUGUAUUUUCUG
This is a messenger RNA of Protopterus annectens (West African lungfish), 7173 nucleotides long. RefSeq names its product POU class 2 homeobox 1 (gene POU2F1). Lineage: Eukaryota; Metazoa; Chordata; Ceratodontiformes; Protopteridae. The transcript has 15 exons. The record is from RefSeq and is a predicted model, not a curated record. Gene Ontology annotation, cellular component: nucleus. Gene Ontology annotation, biological process: regulation of transcription by RNA polymerase II. Bases 87 to 2306 code for a protein of 739 amino acids. Gene Ontology annotation, molecular function: RNA polymerase II cis-regulatory region sequence-specific DNA binding; DNA-binding transcription factor activity, RNA polymerase II-specific.